UCUAUCUUUUAAAAAACAUGAAAACAAAUAUAGUUUAAAAUAUUAAUUUAUUCAAGAAAAGUUAAAGUCCAAAAAUAUCAUUUCAAUCGGCUACUUACAGUUUUUGGUUUGUCCCGAGUUCACGCAACGAGGUUCUGAGGAUUUCAGACAAAAUUGCCGCUUUUAUACCCAAUUUUUUUAUGUGGGCCCCGCCAAAAUAAGGGGUCUUAUCCAAUGAAAUCCCCUAAAAACCCAUUAACAAAAAUUGGCAGGAAAGAAGUGUGAAAAAUUAUAUGAAGAUUAAUUAUCAACAUGCCAGAUUUCUGCCCACAUUAUUUUCUAAAAAGUUGAAAAGUUCCCAUUUAUUUCAGUUUUUGUUGAAACUUUUGAGACAGGUAUGAUUAAUAACUGAAUCCCAGAACCUCGGUUCAGACAAUUCUCAUGAACUUUUUACCUUACUCAUUUAAACCAUUAAGUCAUUAUCUCUUCAAAAUACAUGUUUUAUAAUAUUUUAAACAAUAAAAGUUAGCAAAUUCCUUAUACAAUUACAUUACAAUGUUUUUCAUAUAUCAAAAUGUAUAUUUCACCUACAAAAUACUGGUAUUGUUUUACAAAAAUGACAUCAUAUACCAAUAUGUUUAUGAAUCUAUGGAAGCUAGACAAAACAUCAUUAAUUGAAUAUGAUAGCUUCUUGGCUCCAUUCAAAGUUAUACUGUCACUCAAUAGACUAGACUUCCCCCUUUCUUGGAACCACUUCUUGCCACUGUGCCAUUGGCUAUGUGAUUUACCUGUCAAAUCUACCACCAGUCCUUACUAUAAAACAUGUUCAAUUGAAUGCAAGAUAUCUUUAUCUAAGUUUAACUUUGGCACUCUGCAACAUUCAUAGAAGUUUAAGAUUGUGUCAUUGAGUUCAAGGUAAUAUUGAUAAAUUACUAAAUUAAUAACAUUUUCCAUCUUAGAAGCCUCAGUUAAUUUUACAAAAAUUAAAUGGAAGUGAACAAUUUCUUCUUGUUUUACAUUAUGAUGUCUUAUUCGA
Owenia fusiformis is the source of this 1015-nucleotide messenger RNA. The record is from the annotation of a GenBank genome assembly. Lineage: Eukaryota; Metazoa; Annelida; Polychaeta; Sabellida; Oweniidae.